UCCCCCUGGAAACAUCCCAGAAUUAUUGAGGAAAAUGUCCAUUCGAUUUCCUGAAUUAAAUUAAUCUAAUUAGAAAUACCUUUCGUGACACCUUCUGCUCGACAGAAUGCAAAACAUUUUCCUGUCUCGAGUUGAAUAUAACGCACAGGGGAUCGAAUUCAGUCUUGAUAUAGCACAGUAAUUCGAACUUGACACUGAAAUGCAAAUUGAUUAUUUAGUGGAGUUCGAUCUCCAUAACAACGUAAACAUCGCCGGACGAAUGUCUAAAUUGAAGAGGUAAAUUCCGGAGAAGAAUUGAAAAAUUAAGAGAAAUGUCCCAGCACUGGCAUGGACACUGGACUGACGAUACCUUCAAGCCCAGGAGACUGUGCAACUGGCAGGUGCCAAACUGGCAUCCCAAAUGGCCUGCCAGGCACUGUAGGAUUACGAAGGUUCAGGUUGACGAUUCUGGGAGGUUCUUGCCAGGCGUUAGAAGGCCUCAGUCUUCUCCAUGGGGAAAUUUUAAGGGAACAUGGGAUUUGCCUUUGAAGAUCACCAGGCAGACAGCAACCGAACUAUCAUCACCACCAAAAUACCAAUUCGAUAAAUGGGAGGCACAUUUGAGGAAGAAUCGAGUAGAUUGCGAAAGGCCAAGAGGAACGAAGGGUAAAACUCACCCCCUGAGACGAUAGAGAUGAACGUUUGCUCGGUCGUGUUCCUUCAUCGCUGGACUCCAUGGGUAGACCUCGUUGCUCGUCGAUUUCCACCAGAUUAAGACCUGUGGAAUCAAUGCGUCAAAAAAUAUCUAUCAAAGGACUAUGCAUGACUUUAACUUGGUCUUACUAAAUCGCCAGUUCGAUUAACUCGAAUUUUCUUUUCAAUUCUCCUUCCACUGGGUCCAGACAGCUCCACAAUUACUAGUUUAGGCUCCAACUUGCUAAUCUUCUCGAAACCCUGUCUCUUAGAC
Diachasmimorpha longicaudata is the source of this 946-nucleotide messenger RNA. Its product is annotated as protein Flattop. The transcript has 2 exons. NCBI's taxonomy places the organism in Eukaryota, Metazoa, Arthropoda, Insecta, Hymenoptera, Braconidae. Gene Ontology annotation, biological process: cilium organization. The record is from RefSeq and is a predicted model, not a curated record. Bases 312 to 671 code for a protein of 119 amino acids. Gene Ontology annotation, cellular component: ciliary basal body.